GCCUCUCCUCGGCCUCGCUGUCCUCGAUGUCACGCCUCUCCUCGCUCCUCCUCCUCUCGUUCGCAUGUUCCGCCCACGGACAUGGCUACCUAACCUGUCCGGCUCCGCGCCAGCGUCGCGACGAGCCCAUCGCCGGCCAGUCGUGGACGAGUUGGAUGGGCAUGGCUGGCGCGACCUACGCUGCCGGUGUGGGCAAUGCAGCCUCGCUCAGCGGCGGCGGCAGGAACGAAGCGCAUGCCGCUCCCAACUCGCACGACCUCUGCGGUGGCACGCUCGCCAACAGCUUCUCGGCUGGGUCGCCCUUUGGCCCGACCAAGGCCCGUGGCACCUUCAAGAGCGGAGGCACGAUGGAGGUCACCGUCGACAUCACCGCCUACCACAAGGGCUGGUUCGAGUUCCGGUUGGCGGUCCCGGCCGACGGCGGCGCCGACGAGGCCUCGCCCAUCACACAGGACAUGCUCAACGAGCACGUCCUCGAGAUUGACGAGAGCACGGUCGACUUCGAUCUGGUGACCAACUACGCCGGCGUGCACGGCAGCGUCAAGUGCGCCACGACUGGCGGACACAGCGACCCGACCUCCACCACGCCAAACACAAAGUGGCCGCACGGCUCGUGCUGCAACGGGGGCGGCGCCUGCAGCCCGCCCGCCGCCAACAAGGACCGCUACGUGAUUGAGACCUCGUCCAACGUGGGCGAGCCGGGCGCACCGACGGGCCUGUACACCGUCGUGCUCAAGGUCCCGCCCGGCAUCGAGUGCGAGCGGUGCACGCUGCAGUGGUACUACCAGACUGGCAACUCGAACGACGCCUACCCGGAGGCCUUCUGGAACUGCGCAGACGUCGAGAUCAAGCCGGAGAGCUACACCGGCGACGUCGGCUGCGACCUCCCCGGGCCAGCUGACAGCGGUGGCGGCGGCGGCGGCGGCGGCGGCGGCGGCGGCGGCGGCGGCGGCGGCGGCGGCGGCGGCGAUGGCGGCUACAUUGGCUGGUGCCGGAACGACUGGAGGGGCGGAGAGUGUGUGCCGUGCAACACUGGGGCCGAUUGCGAUGCCCACGGCAGCGGUGCCUGCGACGGGCAGUCUUGGUGCGCCGAGACCGUCUACUGCGGGGCCACGCCCGAGUGCAGCGGAGGCCCCGCCGCCGGCUGCGGCCCGACUGAAGAGCUGAGCUGCUCGGCGGAGCGGGAGGCGUGCGGCGCCUUCCAGGCAAAGUGCGACGCCUGGUGCGGCGCCUCGUGUACCGCGACGCCCACGUGCGACGCCGAGGCUCCGGAGUACCCGGGCGGCAUGCUCAAGCACGAGUGCUCGUGUGCAUGCUCGGCCUGCGGCGGCGCCGACUCGAUCGCGAGCUGCACCUUCUCUGCGUCGUCGCCCUCACCGCCGCCCUCGCCCUCGACCUCACCGUCGCCCUCGCCUCCGCCGCCGUCGCCCAAGCCGCCGACCGGCGCUAUGACCGACCCUCCGCCGCCGCCGCCCUCGCCACCGCCGCCGCCCUCGCCGCCCUCGCCGCCACCGGCGGGCAACGGCGGGGGGCAGUGCGUUGACAUGCCGCUGACCGGAGGCUGGGCAUCAACCACUUGUGCCGCCCUUGGCGCGUCGAGCUGCCCCGGGUGGCCCUUUGAAACGAUGUGCGGCUACUGCGACCACGACGUCAUCGGCGAAAAUUGCUGCCGCGGCCUGAGCAUCCACGCGGCCAUCCAAGAGCAAGGGCUCGAUCCGGACACGGAUCUGCUCCUCGGGUCGACCCGAGCGACGUGGGAGGACCUCUGCGAGGUCGUCGUUGCGUGGAACGGCCGCUUCUCCGCCAUCCCCUUCCUUGCGGAGGCCGACGCCGGCAACAACCUCCUCACGCUCGCCGCCUUCCUCGGCAACGCCGCGCAGGAGUCGGCAGACUUCGUGGCCUGCGAGGAGUACAUCAACCCGUGCCAGGGCGUCUGCUCGGGCGGCAACGCGGAGGACUACCGCGACGCCCUCUGGGGGACGUGCUAUCAAGUGCCGGUGCCGACCGCGGACAGCUUCGACAAGACGGGCACGCUACCCGCCGACGCGUGCGGCACGUCGGGGCAGGUGACGUGCGUCGACUGGGACGGGCGGCCGCACAGCGGCGACAGCUGCUGGUACGGCAAGGGCGCGCUACAGCUGACCUGGAACUGCAACUACGCCAAGGCAAACACCUUGCUCCGUGAGAUUGGGCUCGAGAUCGACAUCUGCGCCGACCCCGACUCGAUCUGCACCGACGGCCAGACCUUCUGGGCCGGCUCGCUCGCCUACUGGAUGAUGAGCGUCUCGCCCUACUACCUUCAGGACCACCGCAUCGACACGGCGAUGAACUGCAUCAAGAGCGGCUGCAGCGCGCCCUACCCCGGCACUUGGACGGGCUCCGGCGCGGCGGUGCGCAGGGCCAACUACCAGGGCUACCUCAGCAAGCUCACCGGCGGCACCGCUCCCGACCCUGCUUCUCCAACGCCGUCGCCGUCGCCGACGCCGUCGCCAUCGCCAUCGCCAUCGCCAUCGCCAUCGCCAUCCCCAUCUCCGGCGCCGACACCGUCGCCCGGCGAUGGCAACGACGGCGGCGCCGCCUCGGCGCUCGUGCAAGCCCUCCGCUCCACGACGGCGUACACGUUCCGCAAGCUCCAGACGACGGCGCAGGCGAGCUGCAACAUCGAGUCGCCGGCGGGCGCCUGCUGGGAGGACAGCGAGCAGUACUUUUGGGCCGACAUGGUCGGCGCGCUCGAGAAGAUGGCCACGCGCGGCGUGGCGGGGCGCACCUUCAUCUCCGGCGCCGCCGGCUCGAGCGAGUACGCCGUCGGCCUCGCCAACCUCGCCGCCUUCCUGGCGCAGACCAUGCAGGAGACGAUCCAGUACGACGCCUGCGACGAGAACAACUGGAGCGAGCAGAGCGCCCUCGACAUGGUGAGCGCCAAGGGCGGCUCGCCGGGCGAGAUCUACCCCGCCUCGGCGGCGUGCGGCCAGCUCGGCCAGAGCUACCAGAGCUACAGCUGCCCCGCCGGCGGCGUGCUCGACCCCGAGACGGGCGAGACAGUCCCGCCCGAGGAGGUCCAGUGCGCCGUCGACCUCGAGAUGGUGGUGGUGGCGCAGACGUCGGCGCAGUGGUACGGCGCGCCGCCGCCCCUCUUCUGCGCGCCACGGUCGCUCGUGCGAGACGCGCCAAAGUGGGACGUGUCUGGAUGGUGCCCCACCCAAGGGACCAGCUGGAACCAGGCCGAAGAGUGGGCGGCGCCGUUCGGGAGCAUGGCGCGCGGCAGUAUCCACUUUGGCCCGGCGGCGUCCACCGCGAGCGUGCCGCCAGAGGUGCUGGCCAGCGCGCCCGACUACCCGUCGUACGUGGUUGGCUCCGUCGACCAGGGCACGGGCGAGGACUGCCUGCUGUCCGGAACCUGCUGCCUCGACAAGGACAACCAGCGCGCCGGCUCCUGGCAGAGCUGCGCGGGCGGCUGCGAGAACUCCGCCCUGCCCGAGCUGAACGUCGGCAGCGAGGCGCGGACCGACGUGGAGGGGUGCUGCUGGUGGGGCCGCGGCGCCAUCCAGACGACCGGCGUGUGCAACUUUGGCAAGCUCAACUACUUUGCGGGCAAGAAGGCGGCGCAGCGCGGCAAGGACGCCCUCUUCCCCGACGUCGACUUUUGCGCCAACCCGGGCGCAAUCUGCCAGCCCGAGUACCCGGAGCUGCGCUGGUUCUCGGGCCUCUUCUACUGGCUGAACGACGUGCAGCCGUACGACGUGCGCGGCGAAAGGUACCUCGACGUCCUCCAGGCCUGGGUGGACAACGGGAUGGACCCGAGCGACCACAGCCUCGUCGAUUUUGCGUCCGGCGUCGUCAACCGCGGCUGCCACGACGCGCCGUUCGAGGGCGUCGGCGGCGCCGAUCCGUGCGGCAACGGCGAGAUCCACGCCUGGGAAGAGCGGCGCCUGAACUUCAAGCACAUCUGGGGCGUGCUGAGCCCGCUGCUGCCGACGCGCCGCCGCUCCCUGCUCCUCUCGUGAGGCGCACGGGAGGCGGCCGGCGCUAUUCGCUGUUGUGCAAUACACCCCUCUCGAACGCUCACUCGAAGCUUCCUCUCCUUCCUCAGAGCCCCCCUCUCAACAGGACACGUACUCGCAUGCGGCUUGCGGGGGCGAAUCCCCCCCACCUCGCCCGCGGCCUGCGCCGCCAAAACGCGCGCGCAGCGCGGCGCUCAGCCUCACCAUCAGACCGGACGCGGUCGACGUUCGUACUCGCUCGUCAAGAGAGUCUUUUGUGUCGAUUAAAAUACGUUGCAUGAUUGUGUAGAAGGAC
Molecule: messenger RNA, 4296 nt
Organism: Emiliania huxleyi CCMP1516
Lineage: Eukaryota; Haptophyta; Isochrysidales; Noelaerhabdaceae
Exons: 4
Coding region: 27-4004 (1325 amino acids)
Source: RefSeq, a predicted model, not a curated record